Messenger RNA from Panonychus citri (citrus red mite), 918 nucleotides. RefSeq names its product inositol-trisphosphate 3-kinase homolog. Gene Ontology annotation, biological process: inositol phosphate biosynthetic process. Gene Ontology annotation, cellular component: nucleus; cytoplasm. Gene Ontology annotation, molecular function: inositol-1,4,5-trisphosphate 3-kinase activity; inositol tetrakisphosphate kinase activity. The record is from RefSeq and is a predicted model, not a curated record. The transcript is spliced from 2 exons. Bases 1 to 726 code for a protein of 241 amino acids. Lineage: Eukaryota; Metazoa; Arthropoda; Arachnida; Trombidiformes; Tetranychidae.
AUGUUACCAUUUAUUUCACUGUAUCAUGGAACCGUUACCGUCAAGGGGUGUUCUAUUAUCGGCAUUAGCAAUCAACUGUAUUCCUUUGACAACCCAUUUCUUACGGACAUUAAAAUGGGAUCAAGAACUUUCCUUGAAGACGAGGUUUCAAAUGGUGAACCGAGUAAAGAUCUGUACAAGAAGAUGAUUAAAUUGGAUCCUAACUCGUUAUCAUCAGAGGAAAAGUCAAAAGGGACAAUAACCAAGUUAAAAUAUAUGCAACUAAGGGAGCAAUUAAGUUUCACAUCAACUCUCGGAUUCCGUAUUGAAGGAUUCAAGACAGAAUCAAGACAAGCUACUAACAAAGAAUUAUUCUCAGUGAGAACUCGUGAUGAGGUGAAAACCGUUUUCCAAGAAUUUCUUCCUACUCGGCGGGACCAGUUAGAUGCUCUUAUUGGUCGUCUUCAAUCUAUGCAAAGGGAAUUACAAAAAUCAGUCUUUUUCUCGACCCAUGAGAUGAUCGGUAGCUCUUUACUUAUUGUCUAUGAUAAAUCUAAUGUUGGUGUUUGGAUGAUGGAUUUUGCUAAAACACGGCCUUUACCGAAAGGUGUCACCAUUGAUCAUGUUUCGCCUUGGAUAGUUGGAAAUCAUGAAGAUGGUUAUCUAACUGGAUUGCAAAAUUUGAUCGAUAUUUUGAAAGAAAACCAAGAGAAAGUAAAUGACCCACAAAGAUCGCAUUCAAUUUGACCUUUCAAUUACACUGCGUUGCAAAGCAUUAAGACCAACCGUUAAUUUUGAUAAAGUCAACUAUUCUCUUCAAUCCUUUGAAGAAAAUAAAUUUAUUGUUAUAAAACCAUAAGAAAUUAUCAUAAUAAUAAUAAUUAAUUUGUAAAAAGUCGAAAAAAUCAGAAAAAAGAAAUUGAUAUACAGAGCAUUUCA